GCAGGUUGCAUUUCCUAGCUUGGAGGCAUUAAAUAUCGCUAGCUUGGAUAACAUCGAGAUGAUAUGGGACAAUCAAGUUGCCGCAAAUUCUUUCCCUAAGCUAAAAUCGCUUUGUGUGGAUAGAUGCAAUAAGCUGGUCAACAUUGUUUGUUCUUUCAUUCUAAGAAGGCUCUCGAGCUUGGAAAGAUUGGAUGCAAGAAGAUGUGGUUCGCUUGAAGUUGUUUUUGAACUUCAACCACUAAACCAUCUAGGUAAAAAUCCUAUUCCUCUUCCAUUAAAAGAGCUUACGGUAUCAGAACUACCAAAGCUAAAGUGUGUAUGGGAUAAGGAACUCCACUAUCAAGUUGAGUUCCAAGGUCUACGUUCUAUUAGUGUUUCUAGAUGCGAGAGCCUUGCUUGUCUGUUUCCAACCUCAGUAGCCAAAGAUCUCAUGCAGCUUGAGGUGUUGAAGAUCAAUGCAUGUGGCAUUGCAAAAAUCAUUGAAAAGGAAGAUGGACUAGUUCCCAGGUUUGUAUUCCCAAAGUUAACCUCUCUUGAGCUUAAUUUUCUGAGAGAGUUGAAGUGCCUCUACAUUGGAACACAUACUUCCCAUUGGCCGGCAUUGAAGAGCUUGAAGGUGUAUGGUUGUGAGAAAGUGGAGAUACUUGCAUCGCACCUUGAGAAUAAGAUGCGACUUGAUAAACAACCUCUCUUCUUGAUAGAAAAGGUUGCAUUUCCUAGCUUGGAGGCAUUAAAUAUCACUAGCUUGGAUAACAUCGAGAUGAUAUGGGACAAUCAAGUUGCCGCAAAUUCUUUCCCUAAGCUAAAAUCACUUUGUGUGGAUAGAUGCAAUAAGCUGGUCAACAUUGUUUGUUCUUUUAUUCUAAGAAGGCUCUCGAGCUUGGAAAGGUUGGAUGCAAGAAGAUGUGGUUCGCUGGAAGUUGUUUUUGAACUUCAACCACUGAACCAACUAGAUAGAAAUCCUAUUGCUCUUCCAUUAAAAGAGCUUACGGUAUCAGAAUUACCAAAGCUAAAGUGUGUAUGGGAUAAGGAACUCCACUGUCAAGUUGAGUUCCGAGGUCUAUGUUCUAUUAGCGUUUCUAGAUGCGAGAGCCUUGCUUGUCUAUUUCCAACCUCAGUAGCCAAAGAUCUCAUUCUGCUUGAGGAGUUGAAGAUCGAUGAAUGUGGCAUUGCAGAAAUCAUCGAAAAGGAAGAUGGACUAGUUCCCAGGUUUGUAUUCCCAAAGUUAACCUCUCUUGAGCUUAAUUAUCUUAGAGAGUUGAAGUGCCUCUACAUUGGAACACAUACUUCCGAUUGGCCGGCAUUGAAGAGCUUGAAGGUGCAUGGUUGUGAGAAGGUGGAGAUACUUGCAUCGCACCUUGAGAAUGAGAUGCUUCCUGAUAAACAACCUCUCUUCUUGAUAGAAAAGGGCGCAUUCCCUAAUCUCCAAGAGUUAAAGUUGGAUUUAUCGAAACGGAUGGAGAUAUGGCAUGGGCAUUUUCAUGAUGGAGAAUUCUUUUGCAAGCUUAGUUUGCUUAAGCUUCGUCAUCUCUCCCAAGAGUCUUCAAUAUCCACAUGUCGUUUCGUUGAGAGUUUAACCAACUUAGAAGAGCUUGUUGUAUGUGAAUCUUAUCUAGAAGACCCAAGUAGCAAUGAGGAAGCCAUAGAAGGCACGAGUCGUGAGAUGAAAGUAAUAUUACCAUUUUCAAGAUAUAUUCGACAUCUACAAACUCUAGAUGUGUCACAUUGUGAUGGGUUGUUAUAAAAAAUGUUCACACCGACAAUUGCUGAAAAUUUGGUGGCACUCACAAAAUUGAGGAUAAGUAAUUGUAGAAUAUUGAUAGAAGUCAUUAGUGAUGAGAAAGGUGGGGAUGGCCGUGUGGUGGCUUUCAAUCAACUGAAGUAUAUGGAGCUUGAUGGGUUGAUAGGGUUGAGAAGUUUCAGCUCGGGUGGAUACACUUUGAUGUUCCCACUCUUGGAAGAUAUCAUUGUGACUAGAUGUCCCAACAUGAAGUUUUUCUCUCAAGGACCGACGGAGGCAUCAAAGUUAAAGAGAGUUCAAGUAUCAAAGGAAGCGUGGUUUUGGGCAGGAAACCUCAACAUCACCAUCCAGAAUAUGUUUGAAGAAAUGGGCACAUUUGCUGGAGUAGAGAAAAUGCUGCUAUCGAGUUCC
Eucalyptus grandis is the source of this 2152-nucleotide messenger RNA. RefSeq lists its product as uncharacterized. The record is from RefSeq and is a predicted model, not a curated record. The coding region runs from base 59 to 1744 and encodes 561 amino acids. The transcript is spliced from 4 exons. Lineage: Eukaryota; Viridiplantae; Streptophyta; Magnoliopsida; Myrtales; Myrtaceae.